Molecule: messenger RNA, 1475 nt
Organism: Rubroshorea leprosula
Lineage: Eukaryota; Viridiplantae; Streptophyta; Magnoliopsida; Malvales; Dipterocarpaceae
Source: the annotation of a GenBank genome assembly
CAAAUCCUCCUUAUUAUCCCUCCUCCUCCUUCUACUCCAUCCCCUUCUUCCUCUUCCUCUGCUCCUCCUCCCCAAACCCCAAAACCUAGCAAUUCUGGUUGAUUCCUCCCCAUGUGCAUAUAAUUAUUUCAUUCUUACCCAUCAGAUCUACUGGUUUCUGUAUCUUUCUCUCUCUGAUUGUGGCUAUGGUUUCGUGUUAGUGCCCUUAGUGGGUUUCUGUGGUUCAGGUACUGAAGUGUUUUUACGUACUGAGAAUUUUUGAGGAGGAAAAUGGAUGGGAAUUCCAGUGGAGGGGAUAGGGGAGGAGGGGGAGGGAACGAUGUUGAGCUUGUGUCCAAGACUCUGCAAGUGGAGCACAAGCUGUUCUAUUUCGAUCUCAAGGAGAACCCGCGUGGCCGUUACCUGAAAAUCUCCGAGAAGACCUCCGCCACUAGGUCUACCAUUAUUGUACCCUUCUCCGGCAUCUCCUGGUUCCUCGAUCUCUUCAAUUACUACGUCAACUCCGAGGAUCAUGAACUCUUCAGCAAGGAGUUGCAACUCGAUACCAAGGUCUUUUACUUUGACAUUGGCGAGAACCGCCGUGGCCGCUUUUUGAAGGUAUCUGAAGCUUCUGUCAGUAGAAACCGCAGUACCAUUAUUGUUCCUGCAGGAAGUACAAGGGAUGAAGGGUGGGCUGCAUUCAGAAGUAUUCUAGCAGAGAUCAAUGAGGCUUCAAGGCUUUUCAUAUUGCCCAAUCAGCAAAGUUCUGAACCUUCAGAACAUCUAGUUGGGCUUUCAGAUGAUGUAGGAGCCGGCUUCAUAUCCGGACACAGCAACCAACCAACCACAUCAUCUGAAUUGAAUGUGGACAGAUCAGUUGAAUUGCCAGCUCAGGAUGAAAUCAGUAACAUGGGGGUUUCAAAGGUUAUCAGAGUUGAUCAGAAGAGAUUUUUCUUUGAUCUUGGAAGCAACACCAGGGGUCAUUUCCUUAGGAUAUCUGAAGUUGCAGGUUCUGAUCGGUCCUCCAUCAUCCUUCCACUCUCAGGAUUGAAGCAGUUCCAUGAAAUGGUAGGCCAUUUCGUGGAGAUUACUAAAGAUCGGAUAGAAGGCAUGACUGGUGCAAAUGUUAGAACGGUAGAUCCUCCUCAAAGAUGAACAUGGCGUGUGGAGACUUGACUUCGGGUGAAAUAAAUUACUCUUGAUUCUAUGAAGUUGCUUCUGAAGCCACUCAUAGUCAUAGGCGUUUGAUCAGAGUGCCUUUUCUUAUUUUCUUAUCCCGUCCUCUCAUUCUUGUUUGAAAAUAAUCCGAUUUUCUCUGUUUGAUUGGCAGAGUAAUUUCGGAGAUAGUAGUGAAGUUUUGUUUCAUAAGGUAAUAAUAGACAACAAACCAAAUACCUGUAAUAGUUAGUUUGGAAAUGUGGCACCCUCAUUACAUUUUCAAUAAUGCUCAUUUCAGAUGUGUGUAUUGCUUUAUUUCAGCACAAAACAGUUACCAA